GGGUUAUUCCAUGUUUGAUCAAUCGAACAAGAGUGUUUUGAAAGUAACAAGUUUGGAGUUUGUCUCUACGAAUGAUUCUUCAAUUUAUGGUUUUCCAAAACAAAUUCCUUUGCAUCAUUCGUACAAAGCCAAUCAUUUAGAAUUCGAGAUUAAUCCUAUUGUGAAAGAAGGUAUUACAAGUCAUACUUAUUCACUCAAUGACAGACAUUUAUUUUGUCUUUCAUCUUGGAAUGGUAUGACAUUUCUUGGAAAAAUGGAUGAAAAUAAUUUGGAAUUGGCCAAUUUUAAUCAUUCUUUACCAGUAAUUAAUUCAGUAAUGGAUGCAAAUAACGUUGUAUAUAGUAGUACAAUAGAUGGAAAAAUUCAUUCUAUUGAUUUUGUAAAACAGACUUGUAAUAAUGACAUCUGUGGUGGUGAUAAGACCCUCCGUCCUGGAAAAAUCAAAUAUUGCCAUUCCCUGAAUACUAUUAUAUCAAACCCAUUCGAUGGAUCAGCUUUUAUAUCGUAUGAUAUCAGAAACAUUCAUGAAGGAGUCACUUUGCCAAUGCAUAAUGCAUCUGUAUUCGAUAUUAAUUUUCCAUUUAUGGCUACUUGUAGUGGUAAAACUGUUAAAAUAUAUGAUAUGACAAGAGAUAAGGAGAUCUAUUCAGCUGAAAUUAUUGGCGUCUUUGGAUUUAUUACAACAGUUAAUUUCAAAAACGAUCCAGAGAGAGGCAUAAUUUUGGGAACAACUGGAGGUCAAAUUAUUUUACAUAAUUUGGUCAAUUUUCAUUUUGAAUCCAAUGAAUAUCUUUCAAUAUUUAAAAGUCCAUCAGGCUACCCUCAAAACCAUGUAUAUCCUGUAAAUAGUGUUGAUAUAAUUGAUAAUAAUUAUUUAUUUAUAACAGGAUGCAAUACUUGCAAAGUUGUAAAUUUAAAACAAUCAAGAGAGUUAUUUCAAAUCAAACCUAAAAAUAGUGAAACAACGCAAAUAUGUAGUUUUGGAGCUGUUAACCAUGACAAAUCAUUAUUUUCAUUUGGAAUGACAACCAACCUUUAUCAGAGUGUAGAUACUAUUGGUCCACCUGCUAAACUUGGCUUUUAUAAACUAGAUGAUUUGAAAGAGAUGUCAAGGUAUGGAUUAUCAUCUGCAAUUUUCUCUAUUCAAGAUCCAGAGAAUCCAAUUACUUGCGAUUUUGAUAAGAAUAUUCGUAGAGAAAUAAUUGUUUCUGAAAUGUCUAAAAUGCCAAACACCAAUUAUUUUGACAUGUUAAAACGAAGAAAAGCAAGUAGCAAUAUUGUAAAGCAAGCUUAUAGGUUUGAUUUACCGAACGAACUUGUUGGAAAAAUUAUUGAAUAUAUAGAAACUCGACAUUAUCCAACAAUUUCAUCUGUUAACAGACAAUUCAGAGAAUGCUUAUUCGAGAAGAAAUCCAUCACAAUUCCACUACUUUUUGAUAGGAAUUUCUUUACCAAGUUUUUGAAUGAAUUCAAGAAUUUACAGACUAUUACCCUGAAAGGAGAGGCAGUCAGAUGUAUCAAAGCCCUGACUACAAAAGUCAAAUCCAACCUGAAAACUCUGGUGGUUAUAUCUCCAUCUACAUUUUUAUGUCCAACAAUCAAGACAAAUUGGUUUUUCAAGGGACCUAAUUUGGAGAGUUUGAUAAUUUAUAAUUGUAAAAAGUUGAAAAUAACUUCUAGAUAUCCAAACUCAUCUCUCAAAAAACUUCACAUUAUUAAUUGUGGCAUUAUAGGAAUGUUUGAGUGUUAUAGCUCUAUCACAGAUUUAGAUAUUUCAGGAUCCAAUAUUGAUUCACCUAAAUUACACACCUCAUUAAGAAAGCUUAAAUUGAGUGGAAAUGACAACCUAGAUCAGUUUGAACACUUACAUUUAAUAACGCAUCUCUGCCUUUCUGUUGAAAGAGUUAUUCCAGAGUUAACACUUCCACAAUCAAUCCAAUAUUUAGAUAUUUCAGGAUGUAAAAUUGUAAAAAUCCUACCAAGACUUCCUAAUUUGACUCAUCUAGUAAUGGAUAGAUCUGAUGUAAAGGUUGAUUUUGAAAAUUUGGGAUCUCUUGUUCACCUAUCAAUGAAAUACAUCUGCAAUACUGAACCUCUUGCAGUGGUGAUCAGAAACAAAACACUUUCUUCAAUAUCAAUUUUUGGAUCCAACAUUGAAUCAUUUAACAUUGACUGCCCUUUAUUGACCUAUCUCAAUGUAGGAAGCACGUGUAUUAAGGAUGAUCAAUUGGGCAAUUGUUUGAAUAAGCAUUUUGGGCUUAAAUAUUUGCACACUCCAGAUUGUAUAUUUAUUGAAAAUCCAUUGAAAUCUGUAGAAACUAUUUUGGAUUCAUUAUGCUUGUGGAAUUCAACAAGAUCAACUGUAGACUUUUCACAAGUUGAUCUCACUAAGAUUCCCAACAUUAAAAUUCAAUGUUAACCG
This is a messenger RNA of Naegleria gruberi, 2422 nucleotides long. RefSeq names its product leucine rich repeat protein. The transcript is spliced from 3 exons. The coding region runs from base 11 to 2419 and encodes 802 amino acids. The record is from RefSeq and is a predicted model, not a curated record. NCBI's taxonomy places the organism in Eukaryota, Heterolobosea, Eutetramitea, Acrasida, Naegleriidae. Gene Ontology annotation, molecular function: ubiquitin binding.